AUGAAUAACAAGCUGACGUUUGGUUUAAAUCUAGACUAUCAACAGAGCCAAUGUGAACUUGAACAACUUGGUAUUGAGACAGUACAGAAGGAGACUAUUCAUCCUAGAAAGUCCUACAAGAUGAACAGCUCCUGUGCCGAUAUUCUACUGUUUGCAAGCCACAAGUGGAAUGUAACUCGCCCAUCUAUUCUAUUCGACACAAAAGAUGUAAUUGAAGCUACUACAACGAACAAAUUCUGGGUAGAUGUCCAACUUCGUUACGGAGACUAUGAUUCUCAUGACAUUGAACGAUAUGUCCGAGCAAAAUACCUCGAUUACACAACUGACAGUAUGAGUAUCUAUCCUUCCGCCACAGGUCUGAUGAUUGGUAUUGAUCUUGCCUACAAUCUCUACUCGGCGUAUGGGCAAUACUUCCCCGGUCUCAAGCAAUUGAUUCAGCAGGCUAUGGCCAAAAUCAUGAAGGCAAACCCAGCCCUGUACGUCUUGCGUGAACGUAUCAGGAAGGGUCUCCAAUUAUUCAGCUUUUCAUUGAUGACACAAAUGUUUUAUCGUGUUACCAUCCACAAGACUUUCGAGGGUAACUUGACGACCAAACCGAUUAACGGAGCAAUUUUUAUCUUCAAUCCUCGCACUGGUCAACUCUUCUUGAAGAUUAUUCAUACAAGUGUUUGGGCAGGACAGAAACGUCUAGGACAAUUGGCUAAGUGGAAGACUGCUGAAGAAGUUGCUGCUCUCAUUAGAUCAUUGCCCAUCGAAGAGCAACCGAAACAGCUUAUUGUUACCAGAAAGGGUCUUCUUGAUCCACUUGAAGUGCAUUUGCUUGACUUUCCGAACAUCUCAAUUCGUGCUUCCGAAUUGCAAUUACCAUUCCAGGCUGCCAUGAAAGUCGAAAAGCUCGGUGACAUGAUUCUUCGUGCCACUGAACCUCAAAUGGUUCUCUUCAAUCUUUAUGACGAAUGGCUCAAAUCAAUUUCCUCAUACACCGCCUUCUCACGUUUGAUCCUUAUCUUACGUGCUUUACAUGUAAAUCAGGACAAGACGAAGUUAUUACUUCGACCUGAUAAGACUGUGAUCACUCAAGAGCAUCAUAUUUGGCCCACAUUAUCAGACGAGGAUUGGAUCAAGGUCGAGACUCAACUGCGUGAUCUCAUCCUUAAUGAUUACGGCAAAAAGAACAAUGUCAACACUUCCAGUCUUACCAGCAGUGAAGUUCGUGACAUCAUCUUGGGUAUGGAAAUUAGUGCUCCAUCAAUGCAACGUCAACAGGCGGCCGAGAUUGAAAAGCAGCAACAAGAGCAGCAACAGCUUACAGCUGUCACAACCAAGACUCAAAACGUUCACGGAGAGGAUAUCAUUGUUACAACUACCUCGCAGUUCGAGCAACAAACCUUUGCAUCGAAAACUGAAUGGAGAACGAGAGCGAUUGCAACCUCGAACUUGAGGACGAGAUCUAACAAUAUCUAUAUCUCCUCUGACGAUGUUAAAGAGGAUGAUCAUUACACGUAUAUCAUGCCCAAAAAUAUCUUGAAGCGCUUUAUUACGAUCGCGGAUUUGAGAGUUCAAGUAGCUGGAUAUCUAUAUGGUUCAUCCCCUCCGGACAACGACCAAGUGAAGGAGAUUCGUUGUAUUGUAAUGGUACCACAAAUUGGUAGUACACGCGACGUACAAUUGCCUCAGCAGUUACCACAGCACGAAUAUCUUGACCAAAUGGAACCUCUCGGAAUUAUUCAUACUGUUUCUGGUAACGAACCGCCGUACAUGACAGCUAUGGAUGUUACUCAACAUGCACGUCUCAUGAACGCGCACAAGUCAUGGGAUAAAAAGACAGUCAGCAUGACGGUUUCAUUCACCCCAGGAAGUGUGUCACUAGCAUCGUGGGCGCUCACGCCUCAUGGUUACAAAUGGGGGUGCAGAAAAUAA
Messenger RNA from Sclerotinia sclerotiorum 1980 UF-70, 1920 nucleotides. RefSeq lists its product as hypothetical. Gene Ontology annotation, biological process: mRNA splicing, via spliceosome; spliceosomal tri-snRNP complex assembly. The transcript is spliced from 3 exons. The coding region runs from base 1 to 1920 and encodes 639 amino acids. The record is from RefSeq and is a predicted model, not a curated record. Gene Ontology annotation, molecular function: protein binding; U6 snRNA binding; U5 snRNA binding. Gene Ontology annotation, cellular component: U5 snRNP; catalytic step 2 spliceosome. NCBI's taxonomy places the organism in Eukaryota, Fungi, Ascomycota, Leotiomycetes, Helotiales, Sclerotiniaceae.